Messenger RNA from Podospora pseudopauciseta, 270 nucleotides. RefSeq lists its product as uncharacterized. The record is from RefSeq and is a predicted model, not a curated record. Bases 1 to 270 code for a protein of 89 amino acids. The transcript has a single exon. NCBI's taxonomy places the organism in Eukaryota, Fungi, Ascomycota, Sordariomycetes, Sordariales, Podosporaceae.
AUGGCAGGCGAUUUACCCGGUGCCACCUGUGCAAAAAGAAGAUCACGUAAGGUACCUUACACAACCCUAUGCCACCUUUCUACGAUCGCAAUGGCCCAGUCGCGUCCGAUCAUGCGCUUCGGCAAGUCCCGCAAUGAGUUCUGCAAGAUCCUCUUCAUCAUCGAUAUGAACAGCGCAGUGGACGAUGUUGCCAACCGGAUUGUCCGCCUCUACCAAGAGCUCGGAAGAAAGAAGAAGACGAAUCAACGAUGGAAAAAUAUUGACAGCUGA